This is a messenger RNA of Cordyceps militaris CM01, 4980 nucleotides long. RefSeq names its product ras GTPase activating protein. Lineage: Eukaryota; Fungi; Ascomycota; Sordariomycetes; Hypocreales; Cordycipitaceae. The record is from RefSeq and is a predicted model, not a curated record. Gene Ontology annotation, cellular component: cytoplasm. The coding region runs from base 1 to 4980 and encodes 1659 amino acids. The transcript is spliced from 2 exons. Gene Ontology annotation, molecular function: protein binding; GTPase activator activity. Gene Ontology annotation, biological process: regulation of actin cytoskeleton organization; regulation of GTPase activity.
AUGAGCCUGGCUGCCAUGUUUCACCCCCAUCCUCUGCGGCAGUCGCACACCCUCGAGGUUGUGCCUCCCGACAAUAACAUCUCCCGCCAACUCUCCACCACCUCAUCCUCUGCAUCGUCUGGCUACUCCUACGCCUCGGACCAGACCCAAAAUACGCAACAUUCGACCCUCUCGAGCGCCUAUUGGCCUCAUAAGCCAACUACCACCAUACACACACAUAAACGCGGUCAAAGCGAUGUUAUUGCCCGAGCCAGGCUCUUCGAAUCUGGCGAAAUGAGCCCUUCAACUAGGGAUGCAGCGUCGGCUCGCCAGUCACUUCGCCAACUGCCCCAAGCUCCGGCCGCCUCCCUUCACAGGCCACCACCAGCAUCGCCAGAGCAAAAGCUACGCCAUCUCCGCGGCCAGAGUGUCGACAUGUCUAAACUGUCAAUUUCACAGACUGAUGGCCUAGCUUCACCGGCAUCACCCCCUCGCAUGUCGUCGAUGCGCCCAAAUUCCAUGCUACUGACUCGCUCAGACUCUGUUCUCCGGGGACCUGGAGCUGCGGUUCCCAGCAGCAGCGCUCACAUCGGCGCUCCAGAGCUCGAGCAACUUGGCCGUUCAUCCACCACGCAGCUACGCAAUCUCUCCAAACUUGCACAGUCAAACACUGCUGAUGAAUUUGCCAUUACAUCGCCCACGCAGGAAGUCGUUGGCCUCCGCGGUCGGCGCAAGCUUCAGCGUGCGGAGCAGCCAGCUGGUGGCAAAGCAACCAAGUCCAUCGCGUACGGGUGGGGAGGCCGCAACUGGAUGGAUAAGCAACGUCAGUUUCUGCAAGCCUACGAGUAUCUCUGCCAUAUAGGAGAAGCACGCGAGUGGAUAGGGGAUAUUACCAACAAGUCUUUGCCGCCCAUUGUCUCACUCGAAGAGGCACUUCGUGACGGUGUUACGCUUGCCGAAGUUGUCGAAGCCCUCAACCCCGACCGGCACUUCCGCAUAUUCCGCCAUCCAAAGCUUCAAUUCCGACACUCCGACAAUAUUGCCAUCUUCUUUCGCUACCUAGACGAGGUCGAGAUGCCCGAUCUUUUCCGAUUCGAACUCAUUGAUCUAUACGAGAAGAAGAAUAUCCCCAAAGUUAUAUACUGUAUCCACGCUCUCAGCUGGCUGCUGUUUCGAAAAGGCAUAGUGGACUUCCGCAUCGGAAACUUGAUCGGCCAGCUUGAGUUUGAGCAUCAUGAACUAGAAGCAGUGCAGAAAGGACUGGAUAAGUUGGGUGCUAGUAUGCCGAGCUUUGGGAACAUGGGUGCAGAUUUUGGCGUCCCCGAACCCGAGCCACAAGAAACCGAAGAAGAGAAAGUCGACCGCGAAUUGGCCGAGCAAAGCACCCAAUUGACAGACUUGCAAGCCCAAAUACGCGGUGCUCUUGCGAGGUUACGUCUUGGAGAUACCAUGUCAGAUCUCUGGGAGGGUGAACGCGCACUAAUCAACCUGCAAGCACGUAUUCGGGGCGACUUUACGAGACAAAUUAUGGGAUAUAGGCUCCAGAUGCGUCGCUCUUCGAUCAUGGUACAAAGUGCUGCACGAGGAUUCCUCAUCCGACGACACAUGAAGAAUGAUGAACGCCGCUGGAGGGCCAUCGAACCCGAUGUUAUGGCUCUCCAAAGCAUAAUGCGGGCUAACAAGGCCCGGAAUGAGGUACGAGAUCUGACCUCUGUUAUGUCGCAAUCCGAAGGAGCUGUUCGAGAGAUUCAAGCGAUGUCCAGAGGCUUCUUAAUUCGCAAAGACCUUAUUGUGCAGAAGCGCGAGACCAAACAAGCCUCUGGAGAUGUCCUCAACCUCCAGGCGCUUGCACGCGGAGCACUCCUCAGAGACCAAAUGGACGCCCAACGAGAUCUCUUGGCAGGCUUUAACGGAGCAACAACGCGACUACAGGCGGCCGCUAGGGCUGUGCUGACCAGGAAUCAGAUUUCUCGCGAGCGGAAAGCAAUGGACGCCUUUAUAUAUCCCCUGACCCUGCUUCAAAGCUUGGUCAGCGGAAAAGCAGCGAGAGCCAAUCACCUUAGCACAAAGAUGGAAGUCAAGCGCCACUCACUCGACAUUGGUAUGUUUCAAGCCGCCAUCCGCGCAGCAGCCGUUCGAUGUGAGAUUGCAAGUCAGCUGGAUAGUCUCCACCUCAACGAGCCGGGUACCGUCGAACUACAAUCCCGUAUUCGAGGCAUGUUUGAGAGACGAAGUGUCUUUGCUCUUCAAAAUAAGCUAGACAGCGAAACCUCGAGAGUUACGAGUUUACAGGGUCGCAUUCGUGCAUUCAACUACCGUCGGCAGCAUCGAGCACUUAUGCAGGAGCUGGUCUCUCACGAUGCAAAGACGGCUGCUUUCCAGGCAAUGCUCAAAGCAAUGAUGGAGCGCGCUCGUGUUGACGACCUUUUAACGGAACUGUUCGAAGAGGAGGAAACCAUUGUUGAGCUCCAAUCCGCCGCCAGAGCAUUUCUCGUCCGCGCGCGCUUCGAAGAAAAGAAGCGUUUCUUUGAUGAAAACAUGCAAAAGGUCAUCAAGAUCCAGAGUUUUGUCCGUGCCAAGGUGCAGGGCGAAGCGUACAAGAGCCUGACCACCGGAAAGAAUCCCCCUGUCAACGCCGUCAAGAACUUUGUCCAUUUGCUUAAUGACAGUGACUUUGAUUUCAACGAAGAGGUGGAAUUUGAACGCAUGCGCAAGACUGUGGUGCAGCAGGUCCGACAAAACGAAAUGUUGGAGCAGUACAUCGACCAGCUCGAUAUCAAGAUUGCCCUCUUGGUGAAGAAUAAGAUCACACUGGACGAGGUUGUUUCACACCAGCACAACUAUGGUGGUGGACCAUCCAUGGGAAUGCUGGCUAACUCUUCCAUUUCUUCAACCAACCAAUUCGACCUCAAAGCCCUAAACAAGGGCUCCCGCAAGAAGCUUGAAUCGUAUCAGCAGCUGUUCUUUUGCCUUCAAACUCAACCCCAAUACCUCGCUCGCCUCUUCAAGCGUCUGCGCGAGCAAGGCACGCCUGAUGGCGAAAGCAAGCGGAUCGAACUUUUAGUCAUGGCUAUGUUUGGUUAUGCACAGAAGCGUCGUGAAGAAUAUUAUCUGCUCAAACUUAUUGCUCGGUCUAUCCGCGAGGAGAUUGAAGGCAGCCGCAACCUUCAGGAAUACCAACGGGGCACAUUUUUCUGGUCGAAGCUUUUGGCCAACUACACACGAUCCCCACGAGACCGCAAAUUUUUGCGAGGUGUCCUCGGCCCGCUGGUGCGCGACAACAUUGUCGAGGAUCCUGCCUUGGACUUGGAAAGCGAUCCUAUGCAGAUUUAUCGGGCUGCCAUCAAUAAUGAAGAGUUGCGCACAGGCCGCCCAGAUGGCAGGCCGCUGGACGUCCCGCGUGAGGUUGCGAUUCGCGACCCUGAGACGCGUCGACUCUUCAUCGACCACCUGCGCGACCUGCGAGAAAUCUGCGAUCAAUUCUUCCUUGCGAUGCAGGACCACGUCUUCAAGACGCCAUAUGGCCUUCGAUUUCUCUGCCGGCAGAUGUUUGACUCGCUGCGCCAGCAUUUUAACCGUGACUCGCCUGACAUUCUUCUCCAACUUGUGACGAAUUGGUACUGGAAGUUUUAUCUCCAGCCGGCUAUCGUUUCUCCUGAAAAUGUGGGUGUUAUUGAGAAGACGCUGAGCCCCCUGCAGAAGCGUAACCUCGGUGAAGUAGCAAAGGUCAUUGGCCAAAUUGCUUCAGGCCGACCAUUUGGUGGCGAGAACGUCUACUUACAGCCCUUGAAUGCCUUUGUGGCCGAAUCUGUCGAGCGCCUGCGUCGCAUCGUGAGCGAACUCAUCAACGUACCCGACGCCGAGAGCACCUUCGAUAUUGACGAAUUCAACGACCUCUACGCCAAGAACAAACCAACUCUGUACAUCAAAAUGGCUGAUGUAUUUGCCAUUCACAACCUCAUUGUGUCCCAACUUCCCUUUAUAUGCCCUACAAGAGACGAUGUGCUACGCGAGAUCAUCCAGGAUCUAGGUAGCGCCAAGACGAAUGAGAGCGAGAUGAGCGCUGCCGGAUCGUCGGACAUCCAGAUGUUCUUGACACCCAAACUCCACGACGUGGAAGACCCAGAUGCCGAAGUCAAGGCACUGUUUAUGGAGACGAAGCGCUGUGUGCUAUAUAUUAUUCGUGUGCAGACUGGUGCUAAUCUUCUGGAGAUUCUCGUGAAGCCCAUUACGGACGAGGAUGAUGCCAAGUGGGCGGCGCUCCUUCAAGAGGACUUUGCCCCGAGUGGCAGCCAUGGUGCAUACUCGGACUCGAACAUGGUUGAUGUGACGCGUAUGUCAUACUACGAAUUGAAGCGGACAGCCCUUGAAAACGUGAUGCGCCUGGAGCAGAUGGGUAGAAUCUCCAAGCACAACAACUACCAAGAUAUUCUCAAUGCCAUUGCCAGCGACAUCCGUUCGAAGAGCAAACGGCGAGGUCAAAGGCAACGUGAGCUUGAGGGUGUCAACUUGACACUGGGCAACCUUCAUGAAAAAGCCAAUUACCUGGAACAGCAAAGAAAGAGCUACGAUGACUACAUUGAACAGGCCAUGAUGACGCUACAAAACAAAAAAGGCAAAAAACGGUUCCUGAUGCCAUUUACCAAGCAAUACAACCACCAGCGGGAGCUGGAGCGCAGCGGUAAGGUGCCCAAGUUUGGCAGCUUCAUGUACAGCGCGCGCUCGCUCUCGGACAAGGGCGUGCUCGUCUUGUGGAAGGGCAUGUCGGACUGGGAAAAGAUCAAUGUGACGAUCUCGUGCGAUCAGGUCGGCGUGUUUGUGAUUGAGGGCACGCGCGGUCACGUCCAGAUGCCUGGCGCCAGCGCCGUGGUCAACAUUGAAGAUUUACUGCAGGCGCAGUUUGAGGCCCAUCAGUUUGUGCACCUCUUUGAGGGCAACCUCAAGCUCAACGUCAACUUUUUGCUGCACCUGGUGUACAAGAAGUUUUACCGCACUCAGUAA